Aspergillus mulundensis is the source of this 411-nucleotide messenger RNA. It is a transcript of the gene htz1, whose product is annotated as histone H2AZ. NCBI's taxonomy places the organism in Eukaryota, Fungi, Ascomycota, Eurotiomycetes, Eurotiales, Aspergillaceae. Gene Ontology annotation, cellular component: nucleosome. The record is from RefSeq and is a predicted model, not a curated record. The coding region runs from base 1 to 411 and encodes 136 amino acids. Gene Ontology annotation, molecular function: DNA binding; structural constituent of chromatin; protein heterodimerization activity. The transcript is spliced from 3 exons.
AUGCCUGGCGGAAAGGGAAAGUCUAUCGGUGGAAAGGCAUCCUCCAAGGACUCUGCGGGGAAGGCCCAAAAGUCCCACAGCGCGAAAGCCGGUCUGCAGUUCCCGUGUGGUCGUGUCAAGCGUUUUCUCAAGAACAACACGCAGAACAAAAUGCGAGUUGGCGCAAAAGCCGCUGUCUACGUCACUGCUGUCCUUGAAUACUUGACCGCUGAAGUGCUGGAACUUGCCGGAAACGCUGCCAAGGAUCUCAAAGUCAAGCGUAUCACGCCCCGCCACCUGCAGCUCGCUAUCCGUGGAGAUGAAGAGCUCGACACGCUCAUCCGCGCUACCAUCGCCUUCGGUGGUGUUCUGCCGCGCAUCAACCGUGCCCUGCUGCUCAAGGUGGAACAGAAGAAGAAGAAGGACACAUAA